CCCACCACCAGGACAGCCGUGCUUGUGAGCAUUUCUGGAAUCCAAGCUCUUCCCACAGAGGGAGGGACAGAGCAGGCAGCAGACACCAUGGAGUCCCCCUCAGCCCCUGCCCACAGAGGACUUCUCCCCUGGCAGGGGCUCCUGCUGGCUGCCUCACUCCUCACCCUCUGGAGCCUGCCCACCACUGCCCAGCUCACUAUUGAAUCAGUGCCGCCCGAUGCUGCCGAAGGGAAGGAUGUGCUUCUCCGUGUCCACAACCUGCCUGGGAAUCUAGUGGGCUAUGCUUGGUACAAAGGGGAAACAGUGGACAGCAACCAUAAAAUUCUAUCCUAUAUAAUAGACACUCAAAAAAUUACCUUUGGGCCUGCAUACAGUGAUCGAGAGAAAAUAUACCAUAAUGGAUCCCUGCUGUUCCAGAACGUCACCCUGAAGGACACAGGAUACUACACCCUAGUAGCCACAGACAAAGAUUUUAAGGACAAACAAGUAACUGGACAGCUCCGUGUACACCCGGAGUUACCCAAACCCAGCAUCACAAGCAACAACUCCAACCCUGAGGAGCACAAGGACCCUGUCGUGUUAACGUGUGAACUUCAGACUGAGAACACCACCUACCUGUGGUUGAUCAACAGUCAGAGUCUCCCAGUCAGUGCCAGGCUGCAGUUGUCCAAGGACAACAGGACUCUCACACUACUCCCUGUCACAAGGAAUGACACAGGACCCUAUGAGUGUGAAACCCGGAACCCCGUGAGUGCCGCCCGCAGUGACCCAUUCACCCUGAAUGUUCUCUAUGGCCCGGACGCCCCCACCAUUUCCCCCUCCGACUCCGAUUACCUACGUGGGACAAACCUCGGCCUCUCCUGCCAUGCAGCCUCUAACCCGCCUGCACAGUAUUCUUGGCUUAUCAAUGGGAGUUACCAGAACACCACACAGGAGCUCUUUAUCCCCAACAUCACUUUCAAUAAUAGUGGAUCCUAUACCUGCCUCGCCCAUAACUCUGCCACUAGACUCAAUAGGACCACGGUCAAGAUAAUUACAGUCCAUGAGCCAGUGGGGAAGCCCACCCUCCGAGCCAGCAAUGCCACAGUCACAGAGCAGAAGGAUGCCGUGGUCCUGACCUGCCUCACAAAUGACACUGGGAUCUCCAGCCGGUGGCUCUUCAAGAACCAGAGUCUCCUGCUCACAGACAGGAUGAAGCUGUCCCGGGACAACAGCACCCUCACCAUCGACCCCGUCAGGAGGGAGGACGCUGGGGGUUAUCAGUGUGAAGUCUUCAACCCCGUCAGUUCCAGGAAAAGUGACCCCUUCAGGCUGGAUGUGCAAUCAGAACAAACCUACACUGGCUACUCUGUGGGGACCAUCAUUGGCAGCGUGAUCGGGGUCCUCGUUGUGGUGGCUCUGGGGGCCUCCCUGGGCUAUUUCCUGUACCUCAGGAGGACUAGGAGGGCCAGUGACCCCCGUGGCCUCCAAGAGCACCCAUCCCCAGCGGCCACCCCUGGCCAGGGUCCCACUGGAACCUCUGCCUUUCGGGGUCCCCUACCCGACCCCAAGACAGCAGGCCACAUCUAUGAGGAAUUACUCAACCCAAAUACAGAGGUAUACUGCCGGGUCAUCCCCAGAGCAGACGUGGCUUCUUAGUUCCUCCAGGACCUGAGACCCCAGACCCUGUGGAUGUGGCCUGCGCCAGAGAACCAGCUCUGAGCAUCAUGCUAAGCGAAAUAAGCCAAUGGGAGAAAGAUAAAUAUCACAUGAUCUCACUCAUUUGUGGAAUAUAAUGAACAACAUAAAGUGAUGAACAAAAUAGAGCCA
Eptesicus fuscus (big brown bat) is the source of this 1809-nucleotide messenger RNA. Its product is annotated as carcinoembryonic antigen-related cell adhesion molecule 6-like. The transcript is spliced from 10 exons. Gene Ontology annotation, biological process: regulation of immune system process; signal transduction. Lineage: Eukaryota; Metazoa; Chordata; Mammalia; Chiroptera; Vespertilionidae. The coding region runs from base 88 to 1638 and encodes 516 amino acids. Gene Ontology annotation, cellular component: plasma membrane; cell surface. Gene Ontology annotation, molecular function: protein tyrosine kinase binding. The record is from RefSeq and is a predicted model, not a curated record.